Messenger RNA from Lineus longissimus, 6911 nucleotides. Its product is annotated as phosphoethanolamine N-methyltransferase 2-like. Gene Ontology annotation, molecular function: sterol 24-C-methyltransferase activity. Gene Ontology annotation, biological process: sterol biosynthetic process. NCBI's taxonomy places the organism in Eukaryota, Metazoa, Nemertea, Pilidiophora, Heteronemertea, Lineidae. Gene Ontology annotation, cellular component: endoplasmic reticulum. The record is from RefSeq and is a predicted model, not a curated record. The transcript has 5 exons. The coding region runs from base 2060 to 2803 and encodes 247 amino acids.
CCAAACUUUAUAUGUGAGACAAAAAGUUACCUGAUUGUGACUUACGGCUGGGAAUGAUGGGACCCCGACCCAUAAUCAUUGCCAAAAUUCAUACUUGAGACAAAAAUUUACCAGAUUGUGACUGGCGGCUGGGAAUGACAGGACCUAACCGCCCAACCCCUCAUACUCCUGGCACAUAGGGGAAAAAGGUAUCUUAUUGUGACAUGUUGUUGGAAAUGAUACCGCCUGUAGCCGCCCAUCCUCACUGCUAAAAUGAAAUAAAAGAGUCAAAAUUUCAAGUUCAAAUUGUCUAUUCGGCUACAGUCAAAAACUAUUUAUAGAACAAAUUAAAAACACGUGGUCAUUCAACAAUAUUCCAGAUUAUCAUACCUCAUUAGUAUGUGAGCCAAUCACGUCGCGUCAUUCACGACCACGUGCCAUGCGAUAAUUUUGACUAUGGUCUCACUAGCCAGUGGUGAUCAGGUCAACAUUGGUCCCCCUUUAAAAAAAAAGUUCUUCGAUCUCAGGCGAUUACCAUGGAUACAGAUAAGCCUAUCAUAUCGCUAUUGCUGCAUGUUCAAAUGUCGGUGUCCUGGGUAUUUUGUGAAGAGGUAGCUCUGACGAUUAUUUGAGGAAAAUAUCAGCUUCUUCUGUGCACGUCCGCAGUGACCAGGCCUCGCAUGCUAUGUAUAGCUCAAUCGGAUGUUGACAUGAACUGGUUCCUGUCAGAGUGCACAUGUUCUCAAGGUGAGACUUCGCGGUCAAAAUGCUCAAAGAAAAGCCGCAACGACACCCUAUUUUGGUAUCAAAAUUUAAAAUUGUUAUUAUUUUGCUUUCUCAAGGUGAUAAGUAGAAGUUUAUAAAAAUAUUAUUUCACCAUCCAUGUUAAUCGUCAAAUUAUAAGGCGGCAAGGUGAAAUUUUCAAAAUUUUCAUCGAUGUACAGGGUGUCUCAUGUAUUGUGCUGCCCCCAUGUUCUCAUGACUGAAUUACUUGAUAACAAUGAAAGCUGGUCAGAAGUAUUUUAGAAGCGACAAGCUAUUCAGAAAUGUAUAAGUUUAUGUGUGAGAGUGAUAUACUGCAAGGUCGACAGCCACUUGAACAGGGGUAUGCAUGAAAUGACGUCGCGCCAUUUGUGGAGCCAGGUAGGCCCGGCCACUGCACUGGCUAGUGAGACCUAUUGCAUUAUUCCACGGCUGACGUCAUCGAUGACGCGAUAUUGCAAAUGGCGGCCAUUAAGAUUUCGACGAAAUCGGCGAUAAAAAACAGCAUAUUUACGGCGUUUUAAGCCAGGAAGUUGCAUUGGGUGGGACUGUUACAUCCACGAACAGAAAGUACAAGGCAUUCAAGUUGGGCCUGGACUCGCUUCAAACAAACAUCGUCUGCUAAUGUAAACACACACUGUCUACAGUACAUAAUGUACACGUCUUCGCUCCAUACAUGAUUAGCGUAUCCGCCGAUUAAAAAUCACUUUGACAGUGGUUUGGGUCGCUGUGCAAAACCUGCUGGGCCGAUUUCUUCAAGGUUUGGUUUAAAGUUAAGCCUCGUGAAAUAAUUUUUUACCUGACAAAUAAUUUUGACUAUUCUAUGGCUUGACAUGCAAUAUAUAUAAUAUUCAAUGGUAUUCUUCGUUGCGCAGAGAAUGUGCGCAAAAGCAAACACACAGUAGAAUGUUCACUGUUUAAUGCGAUAUCGACAACAGUGAAAUGCUCUACUGUUGUAUAGUAGAGAGUACGUUGCCUAACAGACACCCCUGUUAGCAGGACACCCGCACUGUUGGGUUAAUUACUGGUGCUUGUGUUUCACUACACACUCCAGUGAAACCUCCCUUUUAGUCCUUUUAGACACCUCGAUUUUAGUCCAAAAUGGGUCAUUUCAUUCAAUUUGACCUCUGAUAUCAGGACAUCUCCCUGUUAAGGACAGGAUUUGUAAGCUCCAUAGAGAGGGCUGGAGGCCAACAAUGUCUAAUUGUGUUCUUUGGAUUGCAGUUUUCAUGAGUUUAAUGACUUUUUAAAUAUUCUCUUCCAGAACGGUGGUAUUUACUGGCUAUAUUGAUCCAACCACAGUACUUUCACCAUCAACAUGUUAUGGUCAAUGCUCCGCCGCUUCUUUUAUGCCUGUUAUCAGCUCGCAUUCGGCAUGUGGAAUAGGCUUGUUCAGACCGUAAUUGAGAGAUUGGUUGCCACAGAUAGAAUAGCAAGAAAUCUCAGACGACCAGAAAGUGGUAUAUUGGGAGCCAUUACCUCGUCCAUUCUAAAGAAGGCCAACCAGCCUGUUGAAAGAAAUGCUGUCAAACAUCUUGACGUCCGGCCCAAUCAUACUGUCCUUGAAAUCGGCUUUGGACUCGGUUACGGAAUCCAGCAUGUCCUCGAUAUCAUUAAAGAAGGAGACGGAUUUCUUCAUGGCCUGGACAUCUCAGACGAAAUGGUCAGAAGAACGGCGAGACGUUUCCAAAAGGAAAUCAAGGACAAAAGGGUCAACAUUUGCAUUGGGGACGUGGCAUGCAUGCCUUAUGAAGACAACACAUUUGACAGAGUAUUCCAUACAAAUUGUUACUACUUCUGGCCAGAUAUGGAUAAAGCAGCCAAGGAGAUCUAUAGGGUGAUGAGAAAAGACAGCGUCAUGGUUACAGCAUUGGUGCCUGAUAGGGUAAAAGACGGAGUGAAUAAAGGAGCGCUGAAAUAUGGAAACCCAGAUCAAACACGCUAUGUUGAUGCCCUGAGGAACAAUGACUUUGUUGAUGUUCAAGUACAGGAUUUUUAUGACGCAGCGGAUGGCCUGUACCCAUGGUACCAGGCGGUUUUUGCCUAUGUGAAAAAGAAAUGAAUCUUUCUUCAUUAUCUCAUGGUUAGGCAACGCCAAUUUAAUACCUUGGAUAGCGGCCUGCCAACGAACCUAUCCGCCCAAUGUGGGGAAAAAACUUCAUACCACCAACAACCAGUGCCAAAAGUCACGUGUUGACACUAACACAAAUUUUAUAGGGAAAAACACUUGUCUGGUUUGAAUUUCAUAGAAAAACUUGAGUUUCAUUUACCCCAUAACACCAACAAGUUAUGGUGCCUGCCAUUUUGAUUUUGGUGCCUAACAUGAACUCUAGUAUUUUUUUCACUGGCACUAAAUUUGUAUUUAACAGUUGUAUAAUGCCGUGGUCACACUGGGGUUUUAACACGAAUUGAAUUCGAAUUAAAACGUUGAUACGUAUUGGGGCGUCACACUCAAUUCGGUUCAUACCGAUCUCAAUCCGCUUUAACCAACACGGUUCUUAAACCGAAUUGAAUGCGAAUCAGCUAAUCCGAAUCAACGAAACCGUAUUGAGAUUUCAAGUGUGACGCGCUUGAUACGAAUUAAGGUUUUCGAUCGCACUGCGCAUGCGCCCGGGGCAUGGAAAGUGACCUUUGACCGCGGGAACUAGUGCUCCGAACUAGUUAACUGAUGUAUUUAAAUGAUCUCAUUAACUCAAAUCGUUUUUCGUUAUGCCAUAGAAUAGGGAAAAAUCAACUCCCUUGCACGUGACUUGCAUUUCCAUUUCCUGGCAAGGUAUGUUGCCGCCGGUUCGUUGGUCAAAGGUACACAUCAGCAACAUCGUCGCGGCGCGGUUUUCCCCGGUUUUGGCCUCGUUUUCGAGGGCGAGGCCGGGAUUCUCCGCAUUUAGCGACGGUGGUGUCGACUCGCUGAGGACACCCCUCUUUGACCCGAACUUUGGCAAUAGGCAUGGCUGGGAGAUGGAAAUGGUCAAGCACCUUACGCAAUUUUAACUUGUUAAUAAUGACUGUGUGAUACUGUGAUAUUAUAUACUUAUAUGUUUUGUACUUGAAAUUUUAUUCCCUCAUAUGGGAGGUUAAUGAAUAAUAAUAAUAAUGAUAAUAAUAAUAGAUGGCGCGUCGUUAGUAUGCAUUGAGUGUGGCGCGUUUUAAACCGAUUUGAAUGCGUAUUCGGACCAGUGUGACGCGACCGUUCUGAAACUGGAUUAACCAAUUCGUAUUCCGGAGAGCGCUCUACGGAAUUCGGUUUCAAUUCGCAUCCAGUGUGAACACACCAUAAGAUUCCAUGGAUUUUUGAAAUUGACCCUUAGUAUUUUCAGGUAUUUUAAUUGGCGACUGCAAUGGGGAAUAGAACUAUGAUGGGCACAUAUUUAAUUCUUAUAUAAAAGCCCUACGCAUAAUUUAAAGCCCCAGCCCAUCAUUUAUUCCAGGCUUUAGCUAAUUGUAUGUAAACGAUGUAGAAGCUUAAUAUGAAUAGGAUAGAAAUAGCAAAUAAUGUUAAGUUCCUCAAAAAAAUACUGUUUUGGAGCAACUAUAAAUGUAAACAUGCUAAAGUCUGUUAAAUUCCUGGAAAUGCAUCAGCGCCACCACAAUCAGCUCAUUCUUCCUUUGGCAGAAAUCGGUGCUAAAACAUUAACAUAAUCAUUAUAAUUUUAUUGAGUCACCACUUUACAUGAAGUUUAAAAAAGUUUUACAAAGUAACUCAUCCGCAGUAGGAAAUAACAAUGACAGAACAACAUUCAUCCUUUAUCUCUGCUUAUGGAUCACAUGCUAAUGUUUAACUGGUUUAUGCCUGUUUCGCCUAUUCCUGUUUCGCCUAUUCCCGUUUCGCCUAUUCCUGUUCCGCCUAUUCCUGUUUGGCCUAUUCCUGUUUGGCCUAAUCCUGUUUGGCCUAUUCCUGUUUGGCCUACUUCCUGUUUCGCCUACUUCCCGUUUCGCCUACUUUCCAGUACCCCUACAAUAAAUCGACUCUCCCACGGGGAACCUUAGGGAUGCAUGUCCAUUUUAUGGGGAAAAUGUGAGGGGACAAUUGGAUGAUGCUAACGAUGUGAUGACAAUUUGACUAAUCAAAUGCCAUCAACUUUGUUAACAAACCAUGCCAUGACUGUUUUGAAAGAGUCACCUUGAAAGCGGGGACAGUCCUGGACUUAUUUUACCAUGGGACCAUGCUGACACACAGUAAAAACUAAUAGAUUAAAGGCCAUAACUCCAGUUUUUUUUGCCAUUUUCUGCUGUAAGUCGAUUUCAAAAAAUACAGAAAACCAAAUGCAAUUAGCUCCAUCCAUUUUGAAGAUAUAGCCAAUUAUGUGAUUGACAACUUGAUUACCUAAUCAGGCUAGCAACUGGCUUGUUAGAGCCAGGCGGCGGGUUCAGCAGAAGUUGUGAUGUAGAUCAGGCUAUCUGUACAUGUCAUGCAAUCAUAAAAGCAGGAGGGCCUUAAUUAAUUAUGCACACCUGGAAGUAAUGUGUUUCAUUCACUAUGGUGUAUUGUGUGGCUCCGAAUUGUGUCAAGGAUAGCACAAAGAACAAUCGAAUGACGGAUGGGACCCAUUUUCAUGAAUUUCUAAAGCCAGUUGAACGAGAGAGGAGGAAGCUGUGGAUUCGGAAGUGCAAACGUUUGGAGUGUUGGAAGCCUGGGCCUUCGGCCAAACUUUGCAGUGAUCACUUUAUCGAUACGGAUUAUCACAUGAAGCCGGAUAUCUGCAUCCAACUGAAUAUUAAAUGCCACUUGUUAAAAACAGCUGUUCCAUCUGUAUUCGAUUUGACCAACCCCACUUACAUGCGACAGCCUCCAAACGAACGUUCGUUAGCCAAAAAACGUAAACAUCAAGAAGUGAGUUGAACACUAUUUCAUGAUUUAUACACUGCUGAUGCACACAACACUCAUACUACCCAAAUGGCCAUGUCAUCCACUGUACAGUGGCUACACAACCAUGUCAAUUGCAUUUAAUGCCCGAGGCUGCUGAGGUCGGUUGUCAUCACUUUCGUCCGAAUGAUCACUCUCAUUAUGAUCUAAGUGAUAUUAAUGGCUCGAACAUGUACGGCUCAACGUUUAAAUAUCCUUCUGUAUCGACCAAAACAUCCUCAAAUUCACUGCUCUCUGAACUAUAUGCGGAAGCCAUCUUGCUUUGUUCUGACUAGCCUGAUCUACGUCAUCAAAAAUCCCUAGCGGCCACAUGUGGAACUAAUUUAAAGUUGUGUGUGGUGGGAAAUUCAAAUAGUUUAAAAUUGAAAAUUGAAAUAACUAAAUAAUGACUUUAUUAUUAGAAUUUUUUUAAUGUCUGCGAUCUUGUUUUUUUAACCCUCAACAUAUUUCAUGAGUAUCAAGCAUGUUUUCAAACCUAGAUAUAUGGCCUUUAAGUAGAGUAAAGCAGUCGUUUAUUUUAUAAAAACAGGAAUUCAUGAGUUUUUGAUAAAAAUAGAUAAUACUGUACAUUCUCAUAAUUAUUUGAUCAAAAUCAGCUGUAAAACCCAUGUCAUAAUAUACAUGUAGGUACAGCUCAUAUCAAGUCAAACAAGGUUGAAAAUACAUAUCAUGAUAUAUGAUUUCACGUGCAGCUUAUGACGAUAUCGUCAUUCAUAAGACCAAUUAUUGUCGCACCAAAGGGCAUAGUACAAUGACAAAUAGAACAAAACUUAAAGAUUAUCAUUCGAAUUAGUGAAUUCUUUAGGACAGUACAUAUCCACGUACUAUCAAUAUGAACCACAUAUAAAUCUUGCUCUUCGACUACUGGAAACCUUUAAUGCAAAGUUUCAACAGUACCUUUCUCAAAUCUAAUGAAAGGGUAAAACUUCCUUACUAUUUUAUUUCUUGCCUUUUAAAAUAAGCUAAAACAUCAGCCUAUGUAAGCUAUGUAUAAUUUUCCAAAGUUAUUCCGAAUAAUACUGAAAUAAUUGACAUGUCGCUAAAUCCAUUAUUUCAGAUUUUAUUCUUAAUGAUAGCCUUUAACACUAUAGUAAGGGACGGUUCAUAUUCCUACGUCUGUGGGGAGGUUAGCAAUACAUUUGAGUAGGCGAAACAGGAAUAGGCGAAACAGGAGUUAUGCGAAACAGGAAUAGGCGAAUAAGGAAUUAGGCGAAACAAGAAUAGGCGGAACAGGAAUACACCGUUUAACUGUGGUUUUGUUCGUUGACGGUGGAUUGGAACUAAUAAAACAGAAGACGAUACACGA